CAAUUACGCCACGCCUGUCAACGCAAUCCAUCGUCUCCUUGUUGUGAGUGCCCUGUCUCUUCUCCGAGUUGCGACUCCCGAUGGCCGCUCUGCAAGACCACCGCUUCUUGCCGAAACCCCUCGUUCCUCUCUGCUUCCCUGCUUCUCAUCUGCGCAGCUCUGUGCCCCUCUGCAUCUCGAUCCAUAAGGCCAAGUCUUUGGCCCAGAUUCCACCUCCUGAUGCGGCAAAUCCCCUCCGGAAUCUGUUCUCCGCCCGAAAGAUCCCAACUUUCUCCGGAAACCCUGAAGAGCAGACUCUUAGGAUCCAGGUUUCAUCGGAAAAGGCUUCACCUUUGUCGAGAAGUCUACGUUCCCUCAUCCGUUUUCGCAAAACCGCCCAUCGCCCCGUUUCCCUGUUUGAUCUCUUAUCUUCUAUUGAUCUCCAGGUCUCAACCCAAAAGAUUGCUUCUUGCUCGAGAAUUCCAUCUUUCCGUCACAGUUUUGCAUUGCUACUUUCUGCUUUUUCUUCUCCUUUCCCUGCCAACGCAGCCGACUCGGAGCAGGUCUCGCAGAAGAUCAACAUAGAACAUAUUCUUGUAUCAAUCGAUGAUUUCUUCAACCGUAAUCCAUUCUUCGUAGCGGGGGUUACCGUCAUCUGGCUUGUCCUGAUACCGCUGACACAAGAGUACCUCAAGAAAUACAAGUUCAUCAGCGCAAUCGAUGCCUUUCGGAAACUUAGGGACAUGCCCAAUGCCCAACUACUGGAUGUGAGGAAGAGGCAGAGUGUCAAGUUCAUGGAUUCGCCAAAUUUGAGGAUUUUGAACAAGAAUGUGGUUCAGGUGGAGUAUUCUGAUGGAAACGAAGAGGGUUUCAUCAAGGAGGUUCUGCGGAAUUUUGAAGAUCCAGGAAAGACUGUCAUCUGUGUUCUUGACAACUUUGAUGGUGAUUCUCUUAAAUUGGCUGAACUGCUUUACAAGAAUGGUUUCAAGGAGGCAUAUGCAAUUAAAGGUGGACUCAGAGGGAAGGAUGGAUGGCAGGCAAUUCAGGAAACCUUUCUUCCACCCUCUGUGCAUGUUCAUCCAAGGAAAAAGAACAUGGAAUCAGCAGAAACAGAGGCGAACAACCAAAUGAUGAAUGACCAGAUUGUGGCUUCUUCCAGCAAUCACCAUGACAAGAACUUGAACACGGACAAUGGUUUUGUAGAGCCUACAGAAACUAUCUCAACCGCAAAGCUUAAUCCAGAAAGACCGCUGUCGCCCUAUCCAAAUUAUCCCGAGCUCAAACCGCUUUCUUCUCCGUCUCCAUCAAAGCCUCAAAGUUGAAGCUGUGAUGUUGCUUGCAACUCGGUACACAUUCUUUGCCUUCAGUAGGCUUUUUUCUGGGUGGUUUAAAAGGAUGUCUUUUUGCUGAUGUGAGUAGAAGCAUAUUCAUGAAUUAGACUACUUUGUUCAAUUUAAUUGCCCCUUUGUACUUGUUUAA
Molecule: messenger RNA, 1458 nt
Organism: Musa acuminata AAA Group (dessert banana)
Lineage: Eukaryota; Viridiplantae; Streptophyta; Magnoliopsida; Zingiberales; Musaceae
Product: rhodanese-like domain-containing protein 4, chloroplastic
Exons: 4
Coding region: 81-1301 (406 amino acids)
Source: RefSeq, a predicted model, not a curated record